This is a messenger RNA of Melanotaenia boesemani (Boeseman's rainbowfish), 2642 nucleotides long. RefSeq names its product cartilage associated protein (gene crtap). The transcript has 7 exons. Gene Ontology annotation, cellular component: endoplasmic reticulum. NCBI's taxonomy places the organism in Eukaryota, Metazoa, Chordata, Actinopteri, Atheriniformes, Melanotaeniidae. The record is from RefSeq and is a predicted model, not a curated record. Gene Ontology annotation, molecular function: collagen binding; protein binding. The coding region runs from base 286 to 1476 and encodes 396 amino acids. Gene Ontology annotation, biological process: peptidyl-proline hydroxylation to 3-hydroxy-L-proline; collagen fibril organization.
GCUUUGCUCCAUGACUGAGUUAUCACAUGAAUUUCCACAGAACGGUACAAAAGGGCAAAUUUCACUUCAUUAUUACAAUAUAAAACCAGAGAGCAGCUGUGAUUUACUUUGCGAUUUAGUGGGAGGAGCAGCUCCAGUUGCUCCACAUCCCUGAGCAACUAUUCCUCCUUUGUGCCCGGGGGAGGGGAGGCUUUGUCCGGAUACGUGGUCGAAGUUGAGGCGGUCCCAGAGACCCCCACGCACCGACAGUUUGGGAUCAUCCCAUCCGACACAAAGUUGAAAAAAAUGGCACCCUUCACGUCUUCUUGUGUCUUUUCUGCGUUGUUAGUCGCCUUUUUCGUCUCCGCAGUGGACUCUCAGUAUGAAAAAUACAGCUUCAGGAGCUUCCCAAGGCACGAACUGAUGCCUUUAGAGUCCGCUUACAAGUACGCACUGGAUCAGUACACCGGGGAGAAGUGGCAGGAGACGGUGGAGUACAUGGAGGUGUCUCUGCGACUUUAUCGGCUGCUGCGGGACAGCGAGGCCUUUUGCAACCUGAACUGCAGCUCCGUCAGACUGGACGACGAGCAGAAGUUUGCAGAGUUUCCAGAGCUGCGGGCUUUUGGGAACGUGAUGAAAAGGGCACAAUGUUUGAAGCGCUGCAAACAGGGGCUGCCAGCUUUCAGACAGACCAUGCCCAGCCGGGACACCGUAGAGGAAUUUGAGCGUAGAGAGCCGUACAGAUACCUCCAGUAUGCCUACUUCAAGUCAAACAACCUGGCGAAGGCAGUGUCUGCUGCUCACACCUUCCUGCUGAAGCACCCAGAUGAUGAGAUGAUGCAGAGGAACAUGGCUUAUUACAAGAGUCUGCCUGGAGCAGAAGAACACCUUAAAGACCUGGAGACCAAAUCAUAUGAGACCUUGUUUGUGCGUGCAGUGAGGGCAUAUAAUGGGGAUAACUUCCGUACCUCGGUGUCAGACAUGGAGUUGGCAUUGAGGGACUUCUUCAAGGUCUAUGAUGAGUGUCUGGCUGCAUCUGAGGGUCCAAGGGACGUCAAAGACUUUAAAGACUUCUACCCCUCAAUAGCUGACCAUUACAUAGAAGUCCUUGAGAGAAAGGUGAGGUGUGAAAGUGACCUGACGCCUGUUGUUGGAGGCUUUGUCGUUGAGAAGUUUGUGGCUACCAUGUACCAUUACUUGCAGUUUGCCUACUACAAAUUGAAUGACCUGAAGAACGCGGUGCCAUGCGCAGCUAGCUACAUGCUGUUUGACCCCAGUGAUGAAGUUAUGAGGAACAAUGUGGCCUACUACAAGUACCACAAAAACCAGUGGGGCCUGACAGAAGAGGAUUUCCUCCCCAGAUCAGAGGCAGUGCGGUACUACAAUCAAACCACCAUGCAGCUACAGAUGCUGGAGUUCUCCAAGCAGCGGCUGUCAAGUGAUGAUGAGGGGGAGGUGGUGGAGUUUAUAGAUGAGUUCCUGGACGAGGAUGAAUAGCCCAUGUUUGCCGAAACACUGAAACACUAAUGGCAAAACAUUCCACACGUUUGUAUUUAUUGGGAUUCUCCAGAGUGUUUAUUUGAUCACAAUUAUCCUGAAUAUUGUUUCUGAUUAGUAAUUUUUGCUCUAAAUAUCUUGUUCAGUGUCUGUGUUGACUGAACAGAGAGGUCACUGAUUUAAAAGCAUUGAUAUUAAGGACAGAUUUUAUUUUUAAUUCACUGUUUUAUGAAUUUGUUCCUUAACUGUUGAUCCACUGUGUGAUUUUUCUGAGGUUUUUUACAAAAAAAGUUUUUUUUUUUUUUUUUUUUUAAUAAUUAUUAAGUAAUAUUAUUGAAAUAUUACUGUUUGGUCCACAUGAAAUAUGCUGAAAUAUAAAUGCCCUUCCUCCCAUUCAAACACAAAUGAGAGGUAUAUCUUGUAAGAACUACUGUUUCAAUUUCCAUGCUUUUAAAAAUGCCUUAAAGGAUUAGUUCAUCUGUUAAUUCUCUGUUUUAGUCCAUUGAUUUCUAACAAGAGACUUAAUAGAAAAAAAAAUCACAGAAAGAGGACAGCAGGAUGUGAUGGGAGAGCUGAGCCGAGGCAUUCAGAGAAAACACUGACUUGUUUAAAAAUGUUUGAACAUUGAGUCUCUGUGCAGUUUGUCACACGGUGGUGUUGAAAACCCACAGCAGAACGUUCCCUCUGUGUUACUGUGUCUGUGUUCUCCCUGUCUUCUGUCUCUUUUAUGACUUCUUCACUGCCCAAACUUUGCCUUUCAAUUUUCCAUAUUCUCAUCUUUUUGGGCAUUUUUGGAAAAAAAAAGAAACAUGUAAUAGCUGAUAAACGGAUUAAACUGAUUUAAUGGAAGGACGAUUGUCCAGUGCUCUCAAACGUUGAUCCUUGAGGGCCACUGUCCUUAGACGUUUAUCUGCUUCAACACACCUGUCUCAAAUUAAUGGGUUAUUGUGCAGAACUUGACUACAAGUUGUUGGAUCAGUUUAAUUUGAAUGAGGUGUGUUGCAGUGGGGAAACAUCUAAAACUUGCAGGACAGAGGCCCUCGAGGACCAGAGUUUGAGAUCCCUGUCCUAAGAUGUUGUUUACUCAAAAACCAGUGCAGAUGUAAAGCACGACCAUAACAGUUUCAUCCUUAAUAAAAACAGAAAACCACAGUUAAAACAAACAA